AUGCCUGUAUUCACCGAGUACUCUGCGGCGUCGCGGGAACUGCGUGUGCUUCCCUCGUUUGCCCCACCAUUGCCCCGCCUCUCGUCACCCUUUGCUCGUGUCGACCAAGCAGACAAAUAUGAAGUGGUCAUUGUUGGCGCUGGUCCAGCGGGACUCAUGCUGAACUUGCUCCUGGCACGAUACGGACUAAGCGACGACUCGCUGCUCUGUGUUGAUGCGAAGCCCGGAACCCUCAAAUCAGGUCAAGCCGACGGUCUGCAACCUCGCACUUUGGAAGUGCUGAAGUCCCUCGGAGUCGUAGACGAGAUCAUUAACGACGGAUGUCACAUGGAAGAGGUGGCAUUUUGGAACCCUUCCGCUAACAAGGACGAGAUAAUCGAAAGAACAUCGAUAGUCCCCGAUGUUGCCGUUCCAGCGCGGUACCGGCAUGAAGUGACUAUUCACCAAGGUCGAAUCGAACGGAUUCUAGAGACGGAUUUACUGCGGUAUUCAAAGCGUGGUGUCCAGCGUAAUACUAAACUUCUUGAUGCCCGGAUUGAUGAAGCUGGAAAUCCUGAGUUCCCUGUUGUUGCUGACCUAGAAACGGAUGGGCAGCGCAGAACCGUGCGCGCGAAGCACCUGGUUGGUGCCGAUGGGGCGCAUUCGAUGGUCCGUCGGUGCAUGGGACUGCAGCUUGUGGGCGAGUCGUUAGAUCAUAUCUGGGGUGUGGUCGAUCUGGUCGUGGAUACAGAUUUUCCGGACAUCAGGAGACGGUGCGCCAUUCAUUCACCAGCGGGCUCAGUGAUGGUCAUUCCGCGUGAGCGUAUUGCUACUGGUGAAUAUUUGACUCGUCUUUAUGUCCAGGUGCCCGAGGAAGCUACGCCAGACCUGGACCAGGUUCCCGUCAAUGAGACUACCACUCCAAAGGCUGAUGCUCGGGCUCGGAGAAGUAAGGUUACCUUAGAAAGCAUCUUCCAAUAUGCAGAGGAUGCGUUCAAGCCAUAUUAUAUUCGACCGAAAGAGGACGGGGCCGUGGACUGGUGGGCCGCGUACCAGAUCGGCCAGCGAGUAUCAGAUAACUUUACGGUCAAGGACUCCAAGGGAGUUAACCGGGUGUUCAUUGUAGGAGACGCGUGCCAUACUCACAGUCCCAAGGCUGGACAAGGAAUGAAUGUUUCCAUGAUGGACUCAUACAACCUAGCGUGGAAACUAGCCUAUUCCAUCAAUGGUCUUACCCCAGAUUCUGCAUUAUCCGGGAAACCUGAUUCCCUCUUAGACACGUAUCAUGUAGAACGCCACACCAUCGCGCAGGAACUCAUCGAAUUCGACCGUGCGUUUUCAUCCAUGUUCUCAGGCAAGAUAGGGUCUGGAGAGGAUGGCGUGGAAGGUCUAACCCAUGACCAAUUCCUUGAGGUCUUCAGCACUGGAAACGGGUUUACCAGUGGCUGUGGUAUUGAAUACCCGGAAAACUUGACCGUGGAGAAGGAGCUAGGACAAGAUAUCAAGAACCCAGUCAUUGGCACAGACUACCUCUCCGGAAUUCUGCGUCCGGGAAGGAGACUAUUGGACGUACGGCUCAAAAGACAUGCCGAUGGGAACCGGCGUCAUCUGCAAGAUGAUUUCCUUUCAACCGGACGAUUUCGAAUUCUUUGCCUUACCUCAUCAGACUUGCUAGAUCCUGAGGGAAUAUCUGCUAAGACGUUGAGAUCCCUUGGAGCCUCUGUUAUCCCACACUUCCCAGCCUCCACGCUUGAGCAGGUGGUUAUCCACCCUCGUCUUAACAAGACCUUCACAUGGCGCAAUGUGCCUCAGGAGCUUAAGAAACACUCCGAGAUGCGGUUCCACAGCGGCUAUGACAUCGACGAUGUUUAUAAAAUCUACGGUGUGGACCCAGCCCAGGGAGCCUUGGCCGUAAUUCGGCCUGAUGGAUAUGUUGGGACAAUUGCAGCGUUAGACGACGUAAACCGGAUUGAGAGUCAUCGGACGUUAGGUACUGGACCUGCCAGACCACGGUCUUCGACGUCCUCUACUCUCAACUCUGAGCCGCAUCUACCAACCACUGAAGCGUUCCGUCCAGGUACUGCACGCUCAACGGAGAGAUCCAGCUCAAGAACUAUACAGAAUGUCUCGCAUAAUGGUGGAGCUGGCACCGGACAAAAUCCCGACGAUCAAUCUGUACUCCACAGUAGUGUUGCAACUGAACAUGGUGCAGUGGUCCUCGAGGACGGGGCACCACAAAGUGAAAAGAAUGGAAACGAACAUGGUCUUGAGGCUGUGAGAGACCCAAAAGAGCGGGGGACUGACUUGGAAAAGGGUGCUCAGCCUACAUCUAGCCUAGGGAAGUCAAACAGUCCACAGGACUCCAAACUAGUUACAUGGUCUGGUCCUGACGACCCUGACAACCCUAAGAAUUGGCCAACGAAGAAGAAAUGGGGAGCUGUUUUGAUCGUAUCCUGUUUUACGUUUAUCUCCCCGGUGAUGUCGUCUAUGGUUGCACCUGCAUUACAAACCAUGAAGUCCGAAUUCAAUAUUGAAGAUGAAGUGACCUCCCAACUCAUGCUGUCCAUUUUCGUCCUGGCGUAUGCAUUUGGCCCGCUAUUCCUUGGGCCCUUAUCCGAGAUCUACGGAAGAGUCAUUGUUUUACAGCUUGCGAAUCUAUUUUUCCUUAUUUUCAACAUCGCCUGUGGCGUAUCUAAAACUGCGGCGCAGAUGAUCGUCUUUCGGUUUCUGGCUGGUCUAGGCGGCAGUGCCCCUUUAGCCAUAGGUGGCGGUGUCCUCUCUGACUGCUUCCUACCGGAAGAACGCGGUAAAAGUAUUGCUAUCUAUAGCUUAGCACCUCUCCUCGGCCCAGCUGUGGGCCCGAUUGCUGGCGGCUUCAUCGCAGAAAGGACAACAUGGAGAUGGGUAUUCUACGCCACGUCCAUCGCUGAUGGUGUCAUCCAAGUCAUGGGUCUUUUCUUCUUGCGCGAGACAUAUGCCCCCAAGAUCCUCAGGACACGAGCGAAAAAGCUCCGCAAAGACACAGGAGACGCCUCCUACGAGACCGAAGCUGAGCGACAGAACAAGACUUUACCUGAGGUUCUAAGAACAGCGCUUGUUCGCCCGUUCCGCCUUCUCGCAACACAACCCAUCGUCCAAGCCCUUGCGAUAUAUAUGGCCUUCGUGUACGGUAUCUUAUAUUUGAUGUCAUCGACAUUUCCGGCCCUAUGGACUAGCCCGGAGUACUAUAAUGAGUCCACUGGCAUUGGCGGUCUAAACUACAUAUCUCUUGGGAUAGGGUAUUGCCUGGGCUCUCAGAUCUGUGCACGGCUCAAUGACCUCAUCUAUCGCCGUCUCAAAAGCCGCAACAGCGGUACAGGAAAGCCGGAAUUCCGCACCCCGCUACUAUCUAUUGCCGCCAUCCUCAACCCAGUUGGCCUUUUCAUCUACGGAUGGACCGCGCAAACCCACUGUCACUGGAUUGUCCCGAACAUCGGUGCCAUGCUCCUGGCUAUGGGCAACAUAGUUGCCAUGCAGUGUAUCCAGACCUACAUUGUCGAUGCCUACACGCGAUUCGCAGCUAGUGCGAUGGCCGCUGGUUCAUUCUUGCGCUCCAUUGCUGGGUUUGCGUUUCCACUUUUUGCGCCAUAUAUGUACCAGGCGUUGCAUUAUGGGUGGGGGAAUAGUUUGUUGGCUUUCAUAUCGAUUGCCAUUGGUAUCCCAGCCCCGAUCUUCUUGUGGAAGUAUGGGGAGACGAUGAGGAAGAUGAGUACCUAUGCUGCGGGUUAA
Molecule: messenger RNA, 3747 nt
Organism: Aspergillus nomiae NRRL 13137
Lineage: Eukaryota; Fungi; Ascomycota; Eurotiomycetes; Eurotiales; Aspergillaceae
Product: putative phenol monooxygenase
Exons: 7
Coding region: 1-3747 (1248 amino acids)
Biological process (GO): transmembrane transport
Molecular function (GO): transmembrane transporter activity; FAD binding
Source: RefSeq, a predicted model, not a curated record